UUUUAGUUGAUGUAGUUAACAUUUCUUUUUUUCCUCCUUGCUUUUUAUUUCUUCUUUAACCAGGGUGCAGGUUGAAGGUGCCUUUUUUUCUCAUGAGGAGGAUAAGGUUCCACACAAGGACAAACCUGUGAGGUGGCACUGUGGCUUUCCAAAUAAAGUUCUGUAAUACACUUAGACUCUAAUUGACUGCAGUCAGUGCAUUACAGAACUUUGUUUUGGGAGUUAAUACUUUAACCUAUGGAGAAGAAGCUACAAACAUCUGGAUGGUUCAGUCUCUAGCAUGAUGCAAUAAUUCUUUUUUUUUUUAAUAAAUGUUGUUUGAAUAAAGGUUCUCUCUGUUGUAUGCAUUUCUAACAGUUUUAAAAAAACAUGCUAUGGGUAUUCUGUGAUCCCCAGCACUGCAGCUUAUGCUUUUUGCCUUCUUACUAUGUGUAAAAAUGCUGCUUAAACAACUACGCUGUGUGCCAUAUGGAAACAGUAGUCACGCUGGUCAGGUGACUGAGUGGAGGUGAGGCAGAAAGGUAAACAAACUGUGUAAAGAUACUGUUUUUAGAACCAGUUAACUUUCAUCUUAUUGCACUGUAGUAAAGCUGCAACUUUAAAGGGAGAUUCAUUUUGUUUAGGCUUGAUAAACGUUUUUUUUUUAAUUGACCUGCAUUAGUCAUUGUCUAUUGAGUACAUUUUCCCUACAAAACAUUUUUCAUUAACUUGAUAUUUAAUAGAAAACACAGCACAGCAAACAUGUGAUGGUUAAUAUAUCUUAAGUCUGUAAACUUAAGUGUAAUUGCUAUUCCAGUCUACAGUAAGUGGAGCAUAUGCAGCCAGUUCUCUUUUGCAAGGCAUGCUGGGAAACGUAUUAAAUGGUGCGUUCAGAGCAUGCCGUUAACUCACUUUAUAGAAACGUGUCAGUUGUGUAACUACAACAUUUUAAACCGGAAAAAUAACGUUUACUUUUAACAUCUUAAUGAUGUACGACGUACAAUAAUUACAGGAAGGAGUGCAUUUAGCUCAGAUCUAUUCUGGCCGAAAACUGUACACGUAAACCAAUCACAUAACUCGCUCAGAGACACGUAGAAAGCGAGUCCCCCUCUUCACAAACACAUCCCCACCUCCCCCAAAAGCCCUGUUAGGGUGGUAUUUUUGUGGUGUGGAAUCCUUCAGAAUGUCACUGUCUUGUUGUGUGAUAUGAUUUGUGUAAUGCUCAGAUCCUCAAGUCCUUUAGUUAUUAACUAACCUUAGCCCUACUAGAAAUUCUGCAAUGAUAUGAAUGUGUAUUUUUUGUGUUAUUAAAAAACAAAGCAAUAAAACUUUGAGAAGCAAUCAUAGAUGGGAAAAUUAGAUGGUAAAUUCCAUAGUUGACUGACUUAGUGUUCAAUCUAUAGUCUGGAUGACUGCUUGGUAAAAACAACGUUCGUAUAUUCUAUUACGUUAGUAUAUUCUAGUACAUUAAAAUCGGUUUGAAAUGCCAACAAUGCUUUUCUACCUCUGACAGCAGUGAAUAUUUGCAUUUAUUAAAUUUCCCACUAAAGUGUUACUAUUGUGGCUGGAGUGCGAGAUGUCCGACAGUCAGGGAAGGCAGCGCGCUUUCACUGCGCUGACCUCUGACAGCGGCUCGUGGAUGGGCUCCCUCCCUUCACAAACACGGAAGCAGCAUGGCGUCCGACAGCAACGGCGGCAGCUCCGACAGCCAGCGGAUUGCACAGCACAGACUGAGCGUAAUUGCCGGACAUUUACAGAGACCGGCGGAGGGCUACACGGCUCUCCUGGCCGCAGAGUGUAAAGCCCAAGGGAGCAAACCAGAUGUCUCCAGCGACGAAAGGACGGUUCCCAGGAGGAGGCAGGAGAUUAUGAAAUGGAACGGCUGGGGCUACAGCGAUUCAAGAUUCCUUUUCAAUAAGAAAGGCCAAGCAGAAUUUACAGGCAAAAGGUAUAGACUGAGUGGCAUGAUCAUACCCGGCCUCAGAGACUGGAUGGAGAGCACGUUUGGUGCCAAUCUGCAGCAUAAAACUCCGGCAGUUCCGGUUCUGAACAGCAGCGUUGUCCAGCCUCCAACUCUAAAUGAGGCCUUUGUGGGGGAACUCAAAUCCACAGGUAUUCCAUUCUCUCAUGAUGUGGAGGAUCGGGUGUUCCGUGCUCACGGCCACUGUUUACAUGAGAUCUUUGCUCUGAGAGAGGGGAAGAUUGGCCGUAUUCCGGAUAUGGUGGUUUGGCCAAACUGUCACAAUGAUGUUGUGAAAAUUGUGGAGCUGGCGUGCAAACACAACGUCUGUUUGAUACCAUACGGAGGGGGAACAAGCGUCUCGAGUGCCCUAGAGUGCCCCCCAGAGGAAACCCGAUCCAUUGUGUCUUUGGAUACCUCACAGAUGAACCGCAUUCUUUGGAUUGAUGAGAAAAAUCUAACUGCACACGUGGAGGCCGGCAUUGUCGGCCAGGAUCUGGAACGAUUGCUUAAUGAGAGCGGCUACUGUACAGGACACGAACCAGACUCCAUGGAGUUCAGCUCCCUGGGGGGGUGGGUAGCAACUAGAGCAUCAGGCAUGAAGAAGAACAUCUAUGGCAACAUUGAAGACCUGGUGAUCCAUGUGAAGAUGGUAACUCCACGGGGUGUGAUUGAAAAGAGCUGCCAGGGGCCACGCAUGUCCACGGGGCCAGAUAUCCACCACUUCAUCCUGGGCUCAGAAGGAACCCUGGGUGUGGUUACCGAGGUAACAAUGAAGAUCCGUCCCAUGCCAGAGUAUCAGAAAUACGGCUCGGUGGUGUUCCCCAGUUUUGAGCAGGGAGUGGCCUGUCUAAGAGAGGUUGCCAGACAGAGAUGUGCUCCAGCAUCAAUACGGCUCAUGGACAAUGAACAGUUUAAAUUUGGUCAUGCCCUCAAGCCUCAAGUAUCUUCGAUCUUUACUUCCUUUCUGGAUGGGCUGAAGAAAUUUUACAUCACCAAGUUCAAAGGCUUUGACCAGGACCGCCUGUGUGUGGCCACCCUGCUGUUCGAGGGGAACCGCGAGAGGGUUUUGCAGCACGAGAAGCAAGUUUAUGACAUCGCCGCAAAAUUCGGGGGCCUGGCAGCUGGAGAGGACAAUGGGCAGAGGGGCUACAUGUUGACCUUCGUCAUCGCAUACCUCCGGGACUUGGGGAUGGACUAUUAUGUGAUCGGGGAGUCCUUUGAAACCUCUGUGCCUUGGGACAGGGUGUUGGACAUCUGCAGGAAUGUAAAAGCACGCAUUGUUCGAGAGUGUAAAGAUAAAGGAGUUCAGUUUCCACCAUUAUCUACUUGCAGGGUCACGCAGACGUAUGACGCCGGCGCCUGCGUCUACUUUUACUUUGCCUUCAACUACAGGGGACUGGCAGAUCCAGUGCACGUGUAUGAGCAAGUGGAGCAUGCAGCUAGAGAAGAGAUCCUUGCCAAUGGAGGAAGCUUGUCGCAUCACCAUGGAGUGGGAAAACUUCGGAAGGAGUGGAUGAGGGAGACUGUCUCCAAUGUGGGCGUCGGAAUGCUCAAGUCUGUCAAGGACUACGUGGAUCCCGAUAACAUCUUCGGCAACAGGAACCUCCUCUAGGUUCCUGCUGCCUCCGGUCUUUGUCUCACCUUCCUCCUAAAGCGUCCCGUCCACUCCGGAUUAACAGAUACUAAAUGUGAAUUCAGAAAGGGACGGAGAUGGUCUUCUGCUUCAAAUGUGUGAUUCGGUGCCAUUAAAUGAUUCACCCGAACCUUUUCUUUUUACCGUGUAAUGCACUUAUCUGCUGUAACAAUCACUGUCAUUCGUGUUGAGGGUCAGUUUCUCUGUUUUGUUGCGGCCUCAGCUUCCUGCGCAGUGACCACGAUGCAACUUGAUGCAACAAAACUCUGAUGUUUGUCCUAUUUGCUUUUUGUUUAAUCGGCUCUUUAAGCGUUCUUGCCAACAUAGGAAAGAUUUCUUGUUUUCGUGUUCCUACCGUGUGUGUGUGUGUGUGUGUGUGUGUGUGUGUGUAUUUGGGGCACUUCUUUAGUGGUCAUUUUGAGGUGAAUGCGCUUUCUAAAGCUCUGUGCCUUUCUAAAGCUUUUGUCUGCCUUCCCCUUCUCCUCCUGCACACUUCUGUUCAGUGAGUCUCUCCGUGAAGAGAAGUAGUCAUGACAGUCCUCGGCGUUUGUCUUUUCUCUCCUUUCUGCCUUCUGUUGUGUACCGACCCGUUGCCAUAAGAGACUUGUAUCUGGACUGAGUGUGUUUGUUUGUGCCUCCUCAGACAGAACCAACCCGAACCCCCUGUUUUGUGCUCAGAUUCUCCAGCAGUCCCUCCAUGUCCCGCCCGAUAGCAAAGAGAGAUGUGCGUUUAGUUUUUGUACUGAAAGCCUUUACCCUGCUCGGUUUGUCACUGAAAAAGCAAAGUGGGGGGGGGGAGAAAAAGCCGUUUCAAAAACGGAUGUUGUAGUUUGAUCAUGUUUUCAGUUUAAGGCCUCCGGAUCACGGUGCUCAUGUCGUACCAAAGACUCAAUUCAUCAAAUCAUGCAAACACACUGCACACCUUUGAUGUCCCGACCACCACGUCCACAGUUGUCUGGCCUCCUCACACACUAUUUAAUUCUACUUUGUUGAUAAUUAUAUGCAAAGAUAACCAUCUUUAUUUCUCUUACAUGUAAAUCUUUGACUGUUACACUUGCUAAACCUAUCUGUUUGAAAUAUUUAACUUGUACUCAGUGUAAUUUCUUUUUCUGAAUCAUGUUUGUUUCAUUGGUAUCCCCCCCCCCUCUCCUCUCAAGGGACAAAAAAAUCUUCUGCUCCUCCAAUAGUAGAGUAUUUAGUCUUUCUAUAUUGUGUAAAAGGCUUUUGGAACGAUGAUGUACCGUGUUACAUUUUGAUACUGAACUUUUAGCACAUGACCAAGCAUUUUGAAGAAAUUUUCAUCUUUUUAUCCGUCUGAGCUGCGCUUCACAUUUUCCAGGACCGUUGUGUCCCUUUCGUCCUCCUAAAAAGACUCCUUUUGGACCCAACAUUUAACUCUGUGUCAAAAGAUGUGCGUGAGCUUUUCCACGUUAUGACUGUACCUUUUGUCUUUUCUUUCAUUCUGUUUUCUGUCAAUUUUCCACUUCUCCUAACGACAUAGUAACAUCAAAGUACAUUUUGUCAAUGCUGUUUGUGCAAUAAACUGAACUAAAACUCA
Menidia menidia (Atlantic silverside) is the source of this 5133-nucleotide messenger RNA. The record is from the annotation of a GenBank genome assembly. NCBI's taxonomy places the organism in Eukaryota, Metazoa, Chordata, Actinopteri, Atheriniformes, Atherinopsidae.